This is a messenger RNA of Daldinia caldariorum, 1780 nucleotides long. RefSeq names its product DUF185 domain-containing protein. The record is from RefSeq and is a predicted model, not a curated record. The coding region runs from base 115 to 1767 and encodes 550 amino acids. Lineage: Eukaryota; Fungi; Ascomycota; Sordariomycetes; Xylariales; Hypoxylaceae. Gene Ontology annotation, cellular component: mitochondrion. Gene Ontology annotation, molecular function: protein-arginine omega-N symmetric methyltransferase activity. Gene Ontology annotation, biological process: mitochondrial respiratory chain complex I assembly. The transcript has 3 exons.
UACAAAACGUCAGUAAGUCUUCUUUAAUUCUUAAAAUUAUGAACAUGACUUAUGAAAUUUUAUAAAGUCCCUUUCCGCGUCUUCGUGAUGCAUUAGGUAGUUCCCGACUCGAAAAUGAGAUCGAACGUGUUAUUAAGAACGGCCCAAUGCGGGCUCAGAUAUUUAUCACGACGGCCAUUAUCUCAUAAUCCCAGAGUCGCAUAUCAAAGCUAUAGAUGCUUCACAGCUACGCCAACGUCUAGAGAAAAAAGAAAAUGGUCGACGCCACUAGCAGAGCAAUUGGCCAGCGCUAUAAAUAUAACUGGACCUAUUCCCCUUGCUAGCUAUAUGCGCAUGUGUCUUACAUCUGAUGUCGGUGGAUACUAUACAGGAGCUAUAGAAGCCGACCGCGAUCAGUUUGGUAGGAAAGGUGAUUUCAUAACAUCUCCCGAAAUCUCACAGAUCUUCGGCGAACUGGUUGGCAUAUGGUUCGUAGCCGAAUGGAUGUCUCAAGGUCGUCCAAAGGGCGUACAGUUUAUCGAAGUUGGCCCGGGUAGGGGGACGCUGAUGGACGAUAUGUUACGAACUAUAAGAAAUUUCAAAGAUAUGGCUGCUAGUAUAGAAACUAUCUACAUGGUCGAAGCUAGCAAGGAGUUGCGCACGGCGCAAAAGAAUCUACUCUGCGGUGAGGAUGCCGUCAUGACGCCGUCUGAAAUAGGCUGGCACAGCACGUCUAAGUAUAACGGCCUACCUAUCGUGUGGACAGAUUCUAUCAAGGCUAUUCCUCAGGACCCCUCCAAAACUCCAUUCAUAGUUGCUCACGAGUUCUUCGACGCAUUGCCUAUUCACGCAUUCCAGCUGGUUGAUCUACCACCGACUGAGCAAUCUACUACUACAACGACACGAAAUAAUAUUAAUAGCGACGUCAAGAACUCAACUACAGCAAAUCCCACCACCACCACCACCACCACUUCUCCCAAUCGCCAAUGGCGAGAGAUGGUCGUCUCCCCCACGCCCAAGGGCACAACGCACGACGACCUCAAAACCCCUCAGGCCGAGCGCCACGACCCCGUCCCCGAGUUUCAGCUCACCCUCAGCCCCUCCGUGACCCGGCACGCGCAAUACCUGCCCGAGUCGUCCCCGCGGUACAAGGCGCUGAAAUCCGUCCCGGGCGCUCUCAUCGAGGUAUGUCCCGACUCGUCCAUGUACGCGGCCGACUUCGCCACCCGCAUCGGCGGCUCCCCCAUCUCCCCUUUCCCUUCCUCUUCCUCUUCCCCCUCUGCUACCCCUACCCCUACCCCUGCCACCUCCCCUCCAUCCCAUAAACCACACCCCUCCGGCGCCGCCCUCAUCAUCGACUACGGCCCGGCCUCCACCAUCCCCGCCAACUCGCUGCGCGGCAUCCGCCGCCACCGGCGCGUGAGCCCCUUCUCCGCCCCCGGCCUCGUCGACCUGAGCGCCGACGUCGACUUCGGCGCCCUCGUCGACGCCGCCACCCGCGCGAGCCCCGCCGUCGAGUGCCACGGCCCCGUCAACCAGGCCUACUUCCUCGAGGCCAUGGGCGUUCGCCAGCGCGCCCAGAUGCUGGCGAAGAAGCUGCUGGCGACCGCGGGAACGGGACAUGAUGCCGAGGCCGAGGCCAAGGCCAUGGAGAUCGAGCGCUCCUGGAAGCGCCUGGUCGAUCGCGGCCCGAACGGCAUGGGUAAGAUUUAUAAGGUCCUGGCUAUACUGCCGGAGAACGACGGCAGGCGCAGGCCCGUGGGGUUUGGAGGGGAUGUGAGCUUUUAAGGAGUCGUUAAGG